Messenger RNA from Lathyrus oleraceus (garden pea), 557 nucleotides. Its product is annotated as histone H4. Lineage: Eukaryota; Viridiplantae; Streptophyta; Magnoliopsida; Fabales; Fabaceae. Gene Ontology annotation, molecular function: DNA binding; structural constituent of chromatin; protein heterodimerization activity. The transcript has a single exon. Gene Ontology annotation, cellular component: nucleosome. The record is from RefSeq and is a predicted model, not a curated record. The coding region runs from base 73 to 384 and encodes 103 amino acids.
CAUUAUCUAACAGAAAAUCAGUUGCCUGCAUAUUCAGUUUCAUCCAAAGUUCAGUCACAAAAUUUCAUAGCCAUGUCAGGAAGAGGCAAGGGAGGAAAGGGUCUUGGAAAGGGAGGAGCCAAACGACACCGUAAGGUUCUCAGAGAUAACAUUCAGGGAAUAACAAAGCCUGCUAUUCGUCGUCUCGCAAGACGCGGUGGCGUGAAACGAAUCAGCGGUCUAAUUUAUGAAGAAACUCGCGGUGUUCUCAAGAUCUUUCUUGAGAAUGUGAUUCGCGAUGCUGUGACCUAUACGGAGCAUGCUCGCCGUAAAACUGUUACUUCCAUGGACGUUGUUUACGCUCUCAAGAGACAGGGAAGGACUCUUUACGGAUUCGGCGGUUAGAAAAUUGGGAAUUUCUAUAUUUUAAAGCAAUUAGGGUUUCUUGUAGUGGGAGAUUUAAUGUUGAUAGAUAUAGUGUAAAAGCACAUGAGUUUUAGUAUUAACCAUGGUUUUCUGCUUUGCUACUGUAAGUUAAAUUUCGUUUUGAAAUUCAAUCUACUGAUUAAUUUGAUGAA